GCUACGUACGGGGCGAAAUAAGUUCAACAUACAUAUAUACAUUAAUUUUUGGCGAGUGGGAAUAAACUGAGUACCCGGAGAAAGCCAGCACAUUCGGGUAGAAGACGCUGAAAACUCCGCAAAGCUGUAUUCAAUGAUCAAUUUGCUGUACUGCCACGCCCUGGUAACCUCGCGGCCCAGUGGGUUUGUGAGCCUUAUAAGUCUGCGAUCCACUAACCACUCACCUCCAAAGUGCUGGAUUACAUACGUACACCUCCACCCCCAGCUGGUGAUGAGCUGUCAUAUGAGAAAUGUGCUUUGUUGCCUGCAGGCUCCUCGGGAUAUUGAAACGGAGCGUGUUCAAGAGGUCACCUUCCCCUGCCAUUGGGAGCCGUCGGCAAGAAAUUGCCGAGCAACAGGCCGUCCGGUUCACCUGUGACGUCCGUGCCCUAGUUGAGCGCGUGCCCUCGAACGGUCAGAGGGGAAGUCCAGCCCUGCCUCGCUCGGACAGGCUGAAUAAUGACCGUGACACCUGCUUCUCUUCAAAAGACAUUAUGAAGAUGUACGGAGGGCGCAUUAACAAACGCGAGCGUAAGGAGCUGAGCGCUUGCAAGGAGAUCUGGUAUUACAGCGUGACGCCACGGAGGACGGGACGUGGCAACGUCAACUGUUAUGGAGCCGACGGCCACUACAUUCCGGUUUGGCACGAACACCUCCUCUACCGCUACGAGGUGCUGGAGGUGCUGGGCCAGGGCAGCUUCGGGAAGGUGCUCAAGUGCCUGGACCACAAGAGCAAGGAGUUCGUCGCCAUCAAGGUGCUCAAUCGAGCCCGGUUCAACGAGAGCGUUCAUCGGCGCGAGAUUGAGAUUCUCAAGAGGCUGCAGACGGCGAGAGAGAGCAGCAAAAUCAUCCGCAUGAUGGAGCACUUCUCAUUUCGCGGCCGCGAGUGCGUGGUCUUCGAGCUGUUGAAUGGAAAUCUGCGGUCGCAGCUGAAGCUGACUCAUCGCCAGGGCUUCGGUCUCGAGAUGGUGCGCCUCUUCGCCAUCUCACUGCUCAAGAGCCUCGAGCAGCUCCGUGACGCGAACGUGAUCCACGGUGACCUCAAGCCGGCGAGUGGCGACGCGACUGGCUGUUAAGCACCGACCCGCUCGCUGAGCUCCCAACGGGCCCGUUGAUAUAUCUCACAGGAAUAUAUUCCGAGGCCUCCCAACCCUCCCAACGCCACCGAGAUGACAGCGCCGGUUGGGCCCGGAGUAUAUAUAUAUUUUCGUGGGCCUCAGCAAACCAGAUACAUUUUGUGGGCUGAAAAUAAUUGCGCCGCCGUUCGUUAAAGUGGAUUGCCUCGAUAUUUGUUUCCGGUCCGGAUACAUUUUUUUUAAUUCCUGGCUCUUCCGCGAGAGAGCGAGACCGCCCGACAUUGUUUUAUUUUUGUUGACUUUGUCCCCCCACGGUGCAGGGAGAGCGAUGCUCAAAACAAGUGGGGUGCCACGGUGGCUAGGAGAUGUUAACUACCUCGCCUGGCUUACAGGAGGUCGUGGGUUCGAUCCCUGACCCUGAUGCCUGUAUAUUUUGAGUUUGCGUGUCUCUCUCUCUCUCCCUGUGAUCAAGUAGAUUUUCCUCCCGGUCCUCCACUUUUAACGGCACUAUCAGCUCGGGGGGUAGGUGGUGGGUGGGGGGAAGAGUUAGGUGGAGCCCCAGUAAUUGAUUUGUCUCACAGGGUCGCACCUAUGGGCCAUUGUAUGUCGCCGCUCCUGUCGCCGAAUCACAUCGUGACGCUCGCGGUCUCGAACAUUUCACGCCGUCGGGAUGCUCCGUCUGCCUCCAAAUGCGGCCGCGACAGCUCCCUAGGAACUCUUUCCAAUGAUUACACGGCUGCUCUAGUGAAAUUAAAAUAAAACUU
Petromyzon marinus (sea lamprey) is the source of this 1879-nucleotide messenger RNA. RefSeq names its product dual specificity tyrosine-phosphorylation-regulated kinase 4-like. Gene Ontology annotation, biological process: peptidyl-serine phosphorylation; peptidyl-threonine phosphorylation. The record is from RefSeq and is a predicted model, not a curated record. Gene Ontology annotation, molecular function: ATP binding; protein serine/threonine kinase activity. NCBI's taxonomy places the organism in Eukaryota, Metazoa, Chordata, Hyperoartia, Petromyzontiformes, Petromyzontidae.